Hemibagrus wyckioides is the source of this 7515-nucleotide messenger RNA. It is a transcript of the gene synpo2la, whose product is annotated as synaptopodin 2-like a. NCBI's taxonomy places the organism in Eukaryota, Metazoa, Chordata, Actinopteri, Siluriformes, Bagridae. Bases 1646 to 5203 code for a protein of 1185 amino acids. Gene Ontology annotation, cellular component: nucleus; actin cytoskeleton; Z disc. Gene Ontology annotation, molecular function: actin binding. Gene Ontology annotation, biological process: positive regulation of actin filament bundle assembly. The transcript has 4 exons. The record is from RefSeq and is a predicted model, not a curated record.
CCGGGAUGAACGGAUGACUCUUUCAGUGAUACUCGAGUAACAUCUCCCUCUCUCUCUCCCCCUCCUGCUAGGCUAAUGUGACACAGGCCUGUUGAAAUUUGUUCUGUUAACAACCCUGGAUUAGAAAACACAACACUGCAUGGGUUUGAGGACCACAGCUGAGAGCUGAAGCACUGAAACUGACUCUACAAAAGGACCAGGGUGUUUUGUUUUGUUUUUGUGUUGUACAUUUGGUCUCUACUGUUUUGUUAGAAUGUGAGAUUCCAAACAAGUGUCCACAAAAAUGUGUACAAAGCUUGAUAUAAAAAUAUAUAUAAAAAAAUAUAUAUAUUUGUUACAUACAAGAGGGUUAUUAGGGCCAUCUUCCCACAUGAUACUACUUGAGUGAUUGAGUCUUGUGCAAAAUAGACCAGAAACAGUUCUGCGAAAAUAUCUAGAGGAGCCCCUGAAACACCCUCGUACAACACAAGUAACCAGGUAAAAUAUCAUCUUUAACACUAUCUUUUAAUACAGUGCAUGGAUGAUGGACCUGAGUGUGCAGAGCAGCAUCCUUGAGUGUUCAAUCAAGCUAAUAUGCAGAGGAACUUGCAUGCCUGAAAGCACUUCAGUUCUGCGAGCACGAAGACAUCUUCCCCGACUCAGCACCAUCUACACUUUGCUCACAAGUCAAGGUCACAACUCGUGACCUCUCAUGCUCAUUUAUCAAGACCACACUUGCUGACACUGCUCUGUAGACUCGGAUGGACUGUCUUCAUGCGCUCUGUAUUGAAGAAAUGGCAUAACAUCUUAAUCAUAACACCCAGCAUAUGGCAGCCAACAUAACAGAGCUAAAUAAAAUCUUCUAUGACACUCCUGAUUGCUUAAUACAGCAAGUAGGUUACACACAACAUUUGUUAGUGGUUUUGACAAACAUCAAAACAUAUAUUCUGCUACUUGGUCUGUGGGGAAAAGCUGUCAAUGUCCAUGUAAAGCAUUUCUAAUCGGUUAAAGGAGAGAAAAGAAUAUAUUUACAUUUUACCCUAUAUCAUAUAUAAUCAUUUUGUCACAUUUAAGCCUCUUGAGAAGAAAUUGUGUAGUGGGUAGAUAGUGGAUUGUGCUAAAAAAAAAAAAAAAACUGACAUUGAUCACGUCUUAUACAGAAAGGCAUCUAUGAUAUUAAAAACCUUUUGGACCUGAGCUGUCUUACCUCUUAAAAAGCAUUUUUGUGGUAUUGGGUAAGUAUUGUGUUAAUGUGUCUGUCAUUCAUUACGUUUAGGAAUGAGAUCCUAUUUUUAGUAUGGUAAUGUUACUCCAAUUUUACCCCCUCCCUGCAUCUCUGACAUCAGUCUGGCUUGAUUGAUAGGACAAGUGUAGGCCCUCCCUUAAAGCAGCAGAGAAUUCCACCUUGUAAGCAGACAUUGGUGGCAACCCUCUCCCUCCUUCUCCCCUCUUUACUGCUCCGCCCCAUCACAAAGCUCCAGUCCAGAGAAUGAGUUCAGGGCCUGAGUGUGACUUUGUGAGACUGAGGUUGGCAAACAGAAAGUCGUCUGAGGAAUAUCACUGUAGCUGUAGGGUGAGUGCUCUUCUUUGAAACACCAUGUAAAGAUCAAGCGAGUGCCCUCUUCCCCUAGACCUACACCCCGAAUCCAGGAGGCAACGCAGAACCAUGGUGGUGGAGGAAAUCAUCAUUACGCUCUCCGGUGGAGCGCCAUGGGGCUUCAGACUUCAGGGGGGAGUAGAGCACCAGAGACCACUGCAGGUUGCCAAGGUGCGCAAGCGCAGCAAGGCAUGCAGGGUAGGACUGCGAGAGGGGGAUGAGCUGGUGUCCAUCAAUGAGAGCUCCUGUGAGCAUAUGUCGCAUGCUCAGGCCAUGAAUUUCAUUGAUAGCAUCCCUGGAUCACUGCGCAUUCGGGUAAAGAGGGCACCGGCUGGAUUCCAGUCAGUGGUUCUGGUGGCCCGAGCUCCUUCUCCCCGCAUUGAUAAAGAGUACCGUGCUGCCUUAAGGGCUAAAUCCCCAUCCAGCUCUAAAGUGCAGCAGUCGAGUGUUCGACAAUCAUACUACAGCUCAACGAUGUCUCAGAAUGUGCGCAGUGGCGUCACCUCCCCAUUUGGCAGUGAGGCCUACUAUGGAGAGACAGACAGUGAUGCAGAUGUGGCAGCUCAUGACCGUCAACGUAAGCCCAAGCGCCGCAGCCCCAGUAACUCUCCAGGAAAAGCAGGGUACACUUCCCCUGAAAUGGGAGAAGCCUCAGAGAUGAGUGGCUAUGACAGUGCACCAGAUGUCCAGGGCUACACCAUGGUGGGGUUUGGCUCUCAGGAGGGCACACUGCCUGGGGUGGUUCGCAGAGAGGUGGUGUACCAACCCUCUCCAUCUGGAGCCUGGUCCUCACAGACAUCCACUGAGACUUCAUCUAUGAGUGCAGAUGAGCAGAGUUCUCAGGACCAGGUAUUGGAGGAGGAAGAGAAUGGGUUCCAGGAGCCUGCUAAUGUACCACUGGUGCCUCCAGAGAGAGCAAAGGGGGCACUGAGGCUGAGCUCCCGUAGUCAGUUGGUGCCCAUGGUUGGGCCAGUUGAAAAACCUGUGGAUGAGGAGCUCACAAAGACCUACAUGGAUAAAGCAAAACAAGCCAAACUGAACCGUGGUGAUACCCUGCAAGACAAACAGGUGAAGGAGGCCCGGAAAAAGUGUCGCACAAUUGCCUCUCUCCUGACUGAUGCACCUAACCCUCACUCCAAGGGUGUUCUUAUGUUCAAAAAACGCCGCCAGCGCUCCAAGAAGUACACGUUGACCAGUUAUGGUAGUGUGGAUGAGGACAUACUACAAGACUCUCAAGAGGAGGACAGUCAAUUCCUUGGAAGUGAAUCCGAGUUGGAUGAAGAGGGAUUCAGUGCAGCACCUGAUCCUACAUGGGACAGCGACUACCUGGAAAUUCUGGAGAAGAGAUCAGCAUCUCGAGGCCUGGAAGGAAAUGAAGCAGAGGAUUCUCUGAGCACGGGCCUGUGUGACACCGCAGGGAAGGGGGCAAAGCUGUUUGAGCAGCAGAGGAAGAGAGCUAAGGAGCAUGCCAAGAAGAUUUCUAUUGCUCAGGAACAACAGAGUCUGAUGCCGAGCCAAUUUCACCAUGAGAUCCAAACACAAGAAAUACAGACACAACCAUCAAAUGUGUCUGUACAGGUAAAAAAGCAAGUGAAAAUCCAGCCACCACCAGUUGCACCAAAGCCCACCAAACUACCAGAGCUGAGGAUGCAAGAGGAGGUUUGUGCUACCAAGACACAAAUCACAGGAUCCCCACUUCACGUAACUCCUUCCACUGUUAUUGAGCAUACUCCCAGCAUAACAGUACCAGUCCACAACUUGGUGCCUCUAACAAACCAACCAAUAACUGCUGCAUUGGCUAUGAUGCCAGCACCUUCAGCAUCUCUGCCCGAGUUGCCAGCUAGCUCUGUGUUAAACCGUACAGCUCGUCCAUUUGCCCCUGGGUUCAUUAGCCACAGAGCAGCUACAGCACCAGUUGUAUUUCGCCCUAACACAGCUAAAAAGACUCCCAGACCAGUCUCAGUGGCAGUGGUGGCAACUACUUUCUCAGCACCAUCUGAUGAGAAGGUUAUAGAUGUACCUCCUGCCAGUUUCACAGUGAGCCAAAUAAGUGGUGAUGUUCCUGCUGAAGUGUCCUCCACAUUACUCCCUAUGCCCACUGAGCCUCUCCCACACUCUGCUAUACCAGAUCCUGCAACCUCCCUUACACCACAUCCUCCUUCAUCAGUGGAAAAUAUUCAGUCACACACUAUCACACCGUCUGUAGUACCUGAUUCCUCUGUUCCUGUUCCUGUUCCUAUAGUUACUCCUCCUGCUGGUUUCACUGAUCCCAUUACCGUAACUUCUAUUGCAUCCUCUCAGUUUACUGCCCCUGAGUCUCAAAUGACACCUGUUGACCCCAUGACUUUUGCAGUCCCUGCGACUCCUGUUAGCACAAUGACUCAACGAUCACCUGUAGUGCGUCGAGAAAUAUCCACAGAGAUGGCUCCUACAGCUGGUGGGAAAACUGGUAUCCUUCAGGAGGCUCGCCGACGUAGUGCCAUUAAGCCAAUGUUCAAGGUGUUGGAGAACAAGAAAUCCUCGCCCAAUCCUGAGCUGCUGUCUAUGGUGCAGAAUUUGGAUGAGAGGCAUAAGCAUGUCUACACAGAUCAUGUCUCUUUCGUUGAGGACUCAUACAAUUUUGAUGAUAGGAGGGUAAGGAUCGCACCACCAGUGGCUCCUAAACCACGCAUCAUCCCCGAAAUAUCUCAGAUUCCUCAGGCAGGGGGUAAAGGUGCUGAGCUAUUUGCAAGAAGACAAAAUCGCAGAGAUCUCUUUGUGGUAGAUUCUGCUCCAACACACUUGCUGCAGCAGCAGCAGCAGCACUAUACAGAGCCCCAGUCUACUAUGGCUAUGAUCCAACCAGGUGAUUCAUCCUGGAAGUAUUCUCCAAAUGUCCGUGCUCCCCCACCAAUUGGGUACAACCCUCUCCUGUCCCCUUCUUGCCCCCUGGUAUUACAGCGUGGAGGAGCAAAGGGCACUGAAAUAAAACCCAAGGUGGGUAAGAGUGGUCAUGGAAUCCAGAAGGAAGGUAUCAGGGCCAUAGACUUUAUGAGGAGGCAGCCUUAUCAGCUCAACUCAGCCAUGUUCAGGUUUGGAGGUGACUCAAGUACACAGUCAUCAGGUUCCUCCUACCAGAGGCAACCACAAGUGGGUCACACCUUAAGCCAACCCAGACAGGUACCCGUGAAGGCAGCACGUGUGUAUCAGAUCAAACGCUUCUCUACUCCUACUCCUAUGUCAGCUCCAACAAUAUGCCCCACAGUGAUUACUCCUCGUGCGCAAACAUCUCUGGGUGAACCCCUGUGUCGCUCUGACAUGACCUCCCCUACCCCAGCACCUGUUUCCCCUCCACCUCAGCCUGUAACUGCAGCCAUGUCUGCACGAGCUCCAGGUUUGCCAGAACUCCCUAAAAUCUCUGCCACGCCUAUAUUUCUUCCUACUCCAUACUCACCCCCAGCUUCUCUAUCCAGCAUGUCAAGCCAAAGCUGCCAGGGUCUUCAGGGUACCAAACAGUUCAAGAGUGCUCCUGAGCUUAGUUCCCUGCCACCAGUCCCUUUGAAGCCUACAACCCAGGCACCCAAGCCACGAUUUAUUGCUACACGGGUGGGCAUACAGCCUUAUAUCUGGAGGCCUGGGGCUGUGUAGAAAUAAGUGAUACACUAAAGAAUGGAUGAGUACAAUCUUUAUCAAAAUUUAUACAAACAUUUCAGAUGCUGAUACCAAAUGAGAAUAACAACAAUUGUGCUGGUUUAUUUGGAGCAAUAUGAAACAGAGUAAACUACAAAUAAUUGAGGCAAACACUGACUGUACCACAAGCCUUCUCGCCUGAUAUUGCCUGACCUCACUAAUGCUCUUGUGGCUGAAUGGGGCAAAAUGUAGUGGAAAGCCUUCCUGAAGAGUGGAAAUGGUUAUAGUAGCAAAGUGGGUACUGAAGCUGUAAUGGGAUGUUCAACCAACAUAUAUGGUUUUGAUAGUCAGGUGUCUACAAACCUGUAUAGUUUAUUUAGUAAUGAACAUGUUAAACAGUUACAUUUGAUCAUUCGGAAUUGUAGUGUGAUACUAAAUUUAUUGUACCGUUAUGCAGAAUGCACACAAUGCUCCAUUUUUGGCAGCCAGGUACAAAACCUAAAGAUGCUAGUAUCUGUAAAGUCUGCUAUAUCCAAGUCACUCCAUCACAGUGUUUUUAGCGUUUUACCUUUUAUUGAGAGUCUUUAAAUUAUAAUUUGCAGAUUAGGUACUGAAUGAAAAAAUUGAGUAAUUGAGACUCGGCUCAAAGAGAAACCUUUGGGAAUUUGUGAUGUUUUUAAUAAUACACUGUUUUAUUUUACAUAUUAUAAAAGCUACUCCCAGUCAAAUCUAUUAUUGUUGGCACCCAUCAGCACUACACUGGGUGAACAGGACUUGAAGAAAAUGCUUACCUUUCUCUAAAAUUAGUACAGUUAUUAACAGAAAGAAAGGGGCCACAAACAAUGAAAAGCCCUUUCACCCACUAUACAACACAGUGGUAGUAUUUUGACGCUUUCAGGCUGUUUUCUAUCUAGUGGUCCAGUGUUGCAACUAUAUAGUAUACUACUCAUAUGCUGAACUAAAAAUAUGACUCACUGUGUACUUUAUUCAUUAUAUAUAUAUUUAAUUUUGCUUAUUAUAUUGAACGUGCCAAAGAUUCUAGAGUUAACUGCAAACUUGUAUCUGUUGGGUCUUUUUUGCUGAGACCUAUAAGCUUUAUUAAUGUUUGAAAAUGAAAUUGUACUGGCUAAAAGGAAUAAGGUAAGCUGGAUCCCCGCUUCUCAUAAACCAAUCAGAAAUUAUAUCUGUCCUGGCAGACCCUGGAAGGAACAGGUGCAUAAGGGUCACAGCCUAUUUGUGGGAGUAACGUAAACAGCAAACCGACUUCAUCCAAAUAGGACCUGGCACUUAUGUCUCACUCACAUCCUAAUACAAUAAUAAUGUUUAUUUAAUUCAUUUAAUGUUGCUGUAAGAGCUCAAACUAACAGUGUUGAAGGUUAUGUGGGCAAGACAGUCCAAAGGGAUGGGUUUGAAGACCAAGCCUUCCAACUAGUUCUGUGUUCAGUCACACCAGGCAUGCGUAGUGACCACUCUACAGAAGGUAUUAGCUAGAUCACUGGAAUUAGACACAAGGUUCUUACUGCUAGGCAUGUUGGGUGCUUUGAGAUGACAAACUCCCAGCGAGUUGAUUGUAACCUGAAGUGAUAUUUGAGUGUGAGCUCCCAAAGCCGCUAGUGAAGAAAAGGAAAGCAGAAAGCCAAGAUGAUCUAUUAGGGUUAUCGAGGCAGCACUGAAGGAAAAAGUAGCAAGUAGUACAGGAACUCAUUACAGGAGCAUAUUAUACUACUGAAUGUAGGAGACGCUGAGAGAAUAAUAUAUAUGAGGUACUAUGGAUAAACAUUAUAUGAUCCUCAAGGCCUAUUUAACUUUUAAUAGAUUACCAUACCCCAAAUUAGAUAGUGUUGAACAUGUCCCACGAUGAGCUUGUGUUUAGCUGUUCAUUUAUGCACUCUUCUAUAAACUAUGCACGUAAAGCUUUAUAGAAAUAAUUGCACAAAUUAUUCAUUGUAGUAGACUGUAGUGAAGAUCGGAUUGUUUCCAUGUGCUGUAACAUUUGAUUAGUAGAAGUGUGAGUGAGUGAGUGAGUGAGCAUAGAUAUAUAUGCCUCAGUGAUAUUGGACUGAAUAGCUUUUGAUGAAAAGAUGUAUUUUUCAAUAAAUAAAAAUAUACUUGAAAGUUCUUAUGCCUCUCAUUUGUUACACUACACUGCCCCCUAUCUUUAGCGUUGGUAUUACAGUUCAUUACAGAAUCUACAGACGGCACUAAAUUAUAUAACUAGCCACACGGUGGAGACCUUUCCCCAUUUAUCUACUGAUCAUAAACAACCUGUCUUGAUACACUGUCUUGAAAAACAGAAGAAAUAAAUUAGAAUAUUGGAUAAUUGGAAAUAA